CUCUCAAUUGCUAAGUUGAAGUAUCAUAUACCCACAUCCGUCCCUUACUCUGGCACCACCGCACUAUUCACUCAAGAACAAUACUCACAAUGACAUCCACAAGCGACCUCUGGCACGACGCCCGCAACCCGCCCGCAGACCCAACACACCUAUCCUUCAAGAACAAAGCCGUCCUCGUAACCGGUGCCUACGGCGCAGGAUUAGGCCACUUCGCAGCCGUCAAGUACGCCGCACUAGGCGCCAACCCCCUAAUCCUCGCCGUCCGAACACAAGAAAAAGGGGAGCAAGCCAAAGCCUCCAUCAUCCAAAAAACCGGGUGCUUACCUGACAUCUUCAUCAUUGAAACCCUAGACCUUUCGUCUUUCGCAUCCGUCAAGUCGUUCGCAGAACGUGUGAAUAAGCGUGUUCCUGAGUUACAUGUCAUCCAGCACGCCGGUGGCGUCGCGGGGUUUAGUUAUGUUCGGAGUGGUGAUGGGUGGGAGAUGGCGGUGCAAGUAGACUUACUAUCGCCCGUUCUCUUAACUCUUCUAUUACUACCCAAAAUGCGCGACACAGCAUCAUCAUCAGACCCCAAUGCCUACCGCCCACACAUCUCAUUCCUAAACAGCCGCGCAAUCUUCGGAAUCCCAGAAGUCGUUGCUCCGCCCGAAGACCAGACACUGAUCCAAGGAUGCAACGACGAGGGUAAAUGGGACAGCAGAGCGUCGUAUUACCUCGUCAAGCUAGCGACAUGGUACGCAGUACAGGGUAUCGCGGAUCUAUGUGAAGGUUCCGAUAUCGUCGUCAACGCCACAUGUCCGGGGUUGUGUAACACCAAUAUGACUAAGGGCCUCCCUACAAGUAUCCAAUUGAUCAUGGCGGUGCGGUAUUUCUUCGUCGGGCGAAGCGCUGAAGAAGGGGCGCGGACGCUGGUGAGUGCGACGGGGUUGGGGAAGGAGAGUCAUGGGCGGUUUUGGAUGAAUGAUCAGUAUCCGAAGAUGACCCCAUUCCUCGAGAGUGAAAAGUCGACGAAGAUGUAUCAUGAGACGUGGAGUGAGAUCCUGUCUAUUCUUCGCGAUCAUGUUCCCCCGGAGCUGAUUUAACGGAUAAUUGUUGGAAGAUUCAUUUCGGAUUCCACUAUGUAUAAUUAAUUCUAAAUGCAGGUGUAGAGCCUUAUCGUGUAGAUUGUCAAUAUAUACUUCAUCUGCAUUAUCAAUUUACAGCAUAGGCUUGAG
Molecule: messenger RNA, 1214 nt
Organism: Hypoxylon trugodes
Lineage: Eukaryota; Fungi; Ascomycota; Sordariomycetes; Xylariales; Hypoxylaceae
Exons: 2
Coding region: 90-1082 (330 amino acids)
Source: RefSeq, a predicted model, not a curated record